AUGGAGGUAGAAAAACAGGAACCAUCUCGCAGAAGCAAAAAGACAACCACCAAAUCUACAAAUGGCAUUGAAGAAAUCAUCAGUAAUAACGAAAUCAAGAAAGACAUUCAAGAAAGCAAAUCCAAUGAUGAUGAUUUUCAUACACCUCCUCCCAACCCACAUAACGAAGCUGUGAUGAUCACCUCACAAAAACCUAUUCUUGGAGAGCAUUCUAUCCAAUAUUUGGUCAGAUUUGAUUUGACUUUAAAUAAAGUAGGUUUUAAGGUUGCAAGCAAUAAAGAAAACAUAUUCAUUGAAGUAUCUGGAGGACCGGAGAAUGUUGUUACAAAACACGUCAGAGAAGAUACUGAAAAGCUCAUCAAGGAAGCUAUGUUUGACUUGGUCUCUUUGUUUAGAACCAUUUUAGAUAAGAAUGCAGAAAAUGCAAGAAAUAUAUGUAUCUACAUGGUGCAAUGUAUUGGUAAUGUGUCAGUUUCUUUUGAACAGUAUCAAUCUUAUUCUGAUUAUUUUAUGUUAGGUGAUCGAAUUACGUUAAGUGAACUUCGUCUUGAUAAGAAGCAUUUUUAUAAAAUUUCACAGAUUAAGUCAGCGAUGUUACCAUUCUCUUUUGAAAGAAGUUGA
Messenger RNA from Entrophospora sp. SA101, 621 nucleotides. Lineage: Eukaryota; Fungi; Glomeromycota; Glomeromycetes; Entrophosporales; Entrophosporaceae. The record is from the annotation of a GenBank genome assembly.